CGCAGGUUUGGACAGUCAACGUUUCAGCCUCGGAGCGAUACCACAGCGAGAGAAGAGAGCAGGAGAGAGAAACGAGAUCCGACAGUCUUUGGAGUAUGAACAGAUUCACAUUUGCGGUUUUCCUUGUGGCACUGGGUUUUCUUGUCUGCGAAGGGAGUAACCCAUGUUGCUCAGUGCCGUGCCAGAAUAGAGGUGUGUGUACGGCACUUGGACCAGAUAAUUAUGAGUGUGACUGCACACGUACAGGGUAUCAUGGACAAAACUGCACAACACCUGAAUUCCUCACCUGGCUCAAGAUCUCCCUGAAGCCAUCACCCAACACCAUCCACUACCUUCUCACCCACUUCAAGGGCUUCUGGAACAUCAUCAACAACAUCUCAUUUCUCAGGGAUGCCAUCAUGAGAUACGUGCUGACAUCUCGAUCCCACUUCAUCGAUAGUCCUCCAACUUUCAAUGCGGAUUACGGCUACAUAAGCUGGGAGGCUUAUUCCAACCUUUCCUACUACACACGUACCCUCCCGCCUGUUGCAGAGGAUUGCCCAACCCCAAUGGGAGUAGCAGGUAAAAAGGAGCUACCUGAUGCUAAGAUAUUGGCUGAGAAGCUUCUGGUGAGGAGACAGUUUAUCCCCGACCCGCAGGGUACCAGCCUGAUGUUUGCAUUCUUUGCACAGCAUUUCACCCACCAGUUCUUCAAAUCUGAUAUGAAGAAAGGACCUGCUUUCACCGUAGCUAAAGGUCAUGGAGUGGACCUCGGCCACAUUUAUGGGGACAACCUGGAGAGGCAGCACAAGCUCAGACUCUUCAAAGAUGGCAAGCUUAAAUAUCAGAUCAUUGAUGGGGAGGUGUAUCCCCCAACAGUCAAGGAAGUGGGUGUCGACAUGCACUACCCUCCUCAUGUUCCCGACUCUGACCGUUUUGCUGUGGGCCAUGAGGCAUUUGGCCUGGUCCCAGGUCUGAUGAUGUACGCCACUAUCUGGCUGCGGGAACACAACCGGGUGUGUGAUGUGUUGAAGGAGGUCCACCCUGACUGGGACGACGACAGGCUCUUCCAGACCACCCGGCUCAUUCUGAUUGGAGAGACCAUCAAGAUUGUAAUCGAGGACUAUGUGCAGCACCUGAGCGGCUAUCACUUCAAGCUCAAGUUCGACCCCGAGCUGCUGUUCAGCCAGCACUUCCAGUACCAGAACCGCAUCGCGUCCGAGUUCAACACCCUGUAUCACUGGCACCCUCUGAUGCCUGAUACUUUCCACAUUGAAGAGAAAGAAUACAGCUAUAAAGAGUUUGUCUUCAACACCUCUGUGGUGACCGAGCACGGCAUCAACAACCUUGUGGAGUCAUUUACAAAGCAGAUUGCUGGACGGGUUGCCGGUGGCCGAAAUGUCCCAGGACCUAUCCUUUACGUGGCCAUUAAGUCCAUUGAGAACAGCAGAAAAAUGCGCUACCAGUCUCUGAACGCCUACAGGAAACGAUUCUCCAUGAAGCCCUACACCUCUUUUGAAGACAUCACAGGAGAGAAAGAAAUGGCUGCAGUGCUCGAGGAGUUGUAUGGACACGUCGAUGCUGUGGAGCUGUACCCAGGUCUGCUGGUGGAGAAACCCAGGCCCAACGCCAUCUUUGGGGAGACCAUGGUGGAGAUGGGGGCUCCGUACUCCCUCAAGGGCUUACUGGGAAACCCCAUCUGCUCCCCCGAGUACUGGAAGCCGAGCACAUUUGGAGGCAGUGUGGGCUUCGAAAUUGUCAACACCGCUUCUCUUCAGAAGCUCGUCUGCAAUAACGUGAAGGGCACCUGCCCUCUGGCUUCCUUUCAUGUGCCUGACGUCAAAGAGACGGGGUCCAUGACCAUCAACUCAAGCACAUCCCACUCACGUAGCAAUGAUAUCAACCCCACAGUCAUUUUGAAAAAAAGGACUACUGAGCUCUAAUUUUUUAUUCUAUAAGGUUUUCUCUCUCUUUUUUUUUAACAUAUUAGUUUAUUUAUUUAUUUAUUUAUUUUUGUAUUUAUUGUAUUCUAUUUAUAAUGUAACAAGGAAAACAGAAUUUUUAUAUGUAAUUUUGUAUAUUUUUGUUUACUUAUCAAGAACAGAAGUCUGUGGUUGUGUUUAUUUAUUAAGAGAUUAAUUGUAUCAUACAGUAAGUUAUUGUGACAGUUAUGACCUCAGACAAUGCAACUUGAUACUUGAAGGUUAGUUUACAGUCUUAACUACAUAGUAGUGCACAUUACAUUCCUGUUACUUGUUCCCUGGGAUCAACUGCUACUCUUCCAUUUUGCAGUUAUGCGACUGUCCCAGAACAGCAGUGAUCUGUUCUACAGACAGAGAGAUACAGUAUAGCAUUGUUCACGGUGAACCUAAUGACUGAUGUUAACUCUCUUGAUCUAACAUUACUAGAGUGCAUUCCUAUUUCAGUAUUGCUUUACUGAUUUCUUUUCUACUUCAGUCUGUGUAUUGGCUUUGGAAAUUUCAAAUGACAUUAAUAACUAAGCUGCACUGUUGUUUAGAAUUGCAUUGUCAUGUUAUAGAUAUUGUUUAAAACAAACAUGUACUAUUUAAAAUAACCAUGUACUGUAUACAGUAGGAAUAUUUGUAAGUCUUGUUUUCAGUGCCCAUUGAUUUGUAAGGUUGACACUAAUAAAUGUUGCCAGAACAAAAGGCAUUUCUCAGAAA
Molecule: messenger RNA, 2663 nt
Organism: Epinephelus fuscoguttatus (brown-marbled grouper)
Lineage: Eukaryota; Metazoa; Chordata; Actinopteri; Perciformes; Serranidae
Gene: ptgs2b
Product: prostaglandin-endoperoxide synthase 2b
Exons: 10
Coding region: 96-1922 (608 amino acids)
Biological process (GO): response to oxidative stress; cyclooxygenase pathway
Cellular component (GO): neuron projection; cytoplasm
Molecular function (GO): heme binding; oxidoreductase activity, acting on single donors with incorporation of molecular oxygen, incorporation of two atoms of oxygen; peroxidase activity
Source: RefSeq, a predicted model, not a curated record